Messenger RNA from Lagopus leucura (white-tailed ptarmigan), 7059 nucleotides. It is a transcript of the gene SORBS2, whose product is annotated as sorbin and SH3 domain containing 2. The coding region runs from base 820 to 5019 and encodes 1399 amino acids. NCBI's taxonomy places the organism in Eukaryota, Metazoa, Chordata, Aves, Galliformes, Phasianidae. Gene Ontology annotation, biological process: Notch signaling pathway. Gene Ontology annotation, molecular function: protein binding. The transcript has 30 exons. The record is from RefSeq and is a predicted model, not a curated record. Gene Ontology annotation, cellular component: dendrite; synapse; plasma membrane.
AGCGAAGGGACAGAGGAAAGACAGUAAUGAACUGCCAAAUGUGGGUUUGUGUGCCUGAACCAUUCUAGCAGAAGCUAGAGAACCGUUCUCCCAAGAAGUAGCUGCAAAUCUUCAGCAACAGCUUAAAGAAAAGUAAGAACUGCUAGGGAGAGGGGGAAGCUGUUGUUUGGAAGGUCUGUAUGUAAGAGCUCAGAAUAAGGCUUUUAGGUCAUAGAUGAUAUAAAAAUGGAAAUGAUUACAGUUGAUGUAUCUGCAGUAUUUCAAGAAAUGGGAGGAUAAACUUUACAACGUUUGUUCACAUGGAAGUUGUUCAAACUUUUUUUCUGUUAAAACUAGAGAUGAACUACUAAUUUUUGGGAGAGCAUGGUUCUUCAUGAACUCGGAUUCACGCUUGUUUUCUCUGAAAUGUUGUCCUAAAGAACUGGAAACAGAAUAUUCCUUCAUAUUGUGGUUCUUGUGAACUGAUAUCUACACAAAUUAGUGUAAAAUGUAUAAUUUUCUAUUCUGUGAAGCUUACUGGAGACAUCCAGAAACUACCUUAUGAAGAAAAAUGGCAGGAAGGGCUAAACCACAGUGACUCUUGCAUAUGAGUUUAAUUUUUUGAGAGAAACCUUUGUAAAGGGCUAAAUAAACAAGAUCUGUACAUACAGAAAGUUUUUACUUCCUCUUCACUCCUUUGCACCUGAGACGCAACUAAACUUGUCUGUCUGUUCUUGUGUAUUCCAGUAGGAGCCUAUCAGAGGACUGCAUUGAUUUGAAGCAAACUCUUCAUUAACAAGGAAAUCUGAAGACUUUUAUAGCAAAUCCGUCAGUGUCAGAAUGAACACAGAUAGCGGUGGUUGUGCUCGCAAACGUGCUGCAAUGUCUGUCACAUUAACAUCUGUGAAGAGGGUUCAGAGCUCUCCAAACCUACUGGCUUCAGGAUCUGAUUCUCAGUCUCCAGAUUCAGCUUGGAGAGCUUACAAUGAUGGAAGCAGAGAGACACUGAAUGGAGACAUUAGCAGUUCAUCUCUUACAGCAAAAGGUUUUAGAAGUGUGCGGCCAAACCUACAGGACAAAAAAUCACCAACUCAGGCACCUCUGCCACCUCCUAGAAAAGAAAGCUUUCAGAAAGCAAGAGUAACUAAUCACAAGAAUGCAAUUAAUCUCCAGACAGUAACAACUGAGCCAGCUAAACACCCUCCUACAGAUACUGGCUAUUACACUAACGAGAAGUCUGCCCAGAAGAUAAUAUCUUCUCAGAUAUCUAACACGAAUGUGUCCUAUGUACAAACAAUCACUAGACCGCUGACCGCUAUCUCCAGUGCAGGCACAAGCGCAGUAGCUGGUAUUAGUGCCACUCUCCAUCAAGGCCAAACGCAGCAGUCUCAAAAGCGGAGGGUGUCUACCCUUAAAUUAACCCGGACACAAGACCCAGCAAGUGGUGUUCACUGUAAUAUACAGCAACAGCUCAAGCCUGUUGAAGUGCCAAUAUUUUCACAAAGGCCUGUCUCACCUGCCUGUAACCCCAUGUCUGAGAUACACACAGCAUCUCUUUCCAUUCAGAUAGCUCCCAUCCCUGACAAUAAUGCAGAGCCUGAAAUCCAAGAACAUCCACCUAGUAUUUCUCCAGACACUUCAAAGAUGUCUUCAAAGGAUGUGGGACAAAAGUCUACAGUUCUUCCUUCUUCACAGGCUGCAGAAUGCCGUGUGCUUGGAAACCAGAAAGUAACUGCCCCUGUGAUGGAGGUAAAUGCUUCACAGACACACAGACAAACAACAACAGAAGCUUCUCCACUGCCUCUUCCUCCUCCUGUGGUACCAGUUAACAGAGCCUCUUUCUCACCAGACAGUGGCACCCAUCUAGUACCAUAUUCUUUGCCAACGCUUGAUGAUUUUUCACGCUUUUAUAAAACCCCAGCCCUUUCACAGUUUUCAUAUAAAUGCCCAUUCCUAGCUUCUGAAAAUACUAUCCACAAGAAUGAAACAGCCUCUGUAAGCACAGAUUCUGCCAUGAGUGAGUGCUCCUCCCGCACGAGUGAGUCCUCCACAGUCAUUCUAGAUGAGCUGCAGACUUGUAGCUAUGAUACUACUGACUGCUCUGAAACACCUUCCCCAACCUUGAGCCAGAUGUCUGCUGUGUCAGAUGGCACCACCUUAACCAACACUGCCGCCACUUCCAAUGCUCAGAUCACAGUGAAUGGGAACUCUGGCACUGCUGCCAGCCCAGUGAGUCACUUUCAAAGGCCUUUUUCCCCUUCUUCCGCUUACUCUCCACCAGCUUCUCUCAAUUCCAACCUUGUUAUCAUGCAGCAUGGCAGGAUGAUGGAGUCCACAGAGACAUACUCGCAACAUGUUGGCAGCAGCACCACCACCAGUACAAUACCAAUCUGUAAAUCCUUAGAGGAAGAAAAAAAAAUUACAGUCAUUAAAGCUCCACAUUAUGCAGGGAUUGGCCCAGUGGAUGAAUCUGGAAUCCCUACAGCAAUUAGAACGACAGUUGACAGGCCAAAGGAUUGGUACAAGACAAUGUUCAAGCAAAUCCAUAUGGUACAUAAGCCUGAUGACGACACAGACAUGUAUAAUACUGCAUAUUCAUACAGUACUGGUGGCUACAGUUCAUCCUUCUCUGCUCAGGCACACCCAGCUGCAAAGACACAGACAUACAGACCGUUGUCUAAAAGUGCUUCUGACAGCAGCUCCGAUGCCUUUAAGGUCUCAUCUCCUUUACCACCCCCACAUGUGCCACCCCCAGUCCCUCCGCAUCGUCUGCGGGAAAGGUCUAUACCAGAAAAAAAUGACUGGGAUCCUCCUGACAGAAAAGUAGAUACUCGCAAGUUCCGCUCAGAACCAAGAAGCAUUUUUGAGUAUGAGCCAGGAAAGUCAUCAAUCCUUGAACACGAAAGGCCGACUUCCUUAUAUCAUCACUCUUCAACAGACAGAGGCCUGGACAGGCCUUCCAGUUCUGCAAGUACUGCGAGUGACUAUAGGAAAAGGAGGAAGUCAGAACCUGCUGUAAGUCAUCAGAGAGCACACAGUGAUCAGAAUGCAAACAGGCCCAGCCUGGGCCGUACAGAUAUGCAAGGCCCAUACACCACCCUUAGAAAGCCUUUAACUAGCUCGUCUCCUUCUUCUCCAUCACGAGCAAAAGUAGACCAGGAAACUCCUGGAAACUAUUCUGCUUUCACCGAUGUGGGACAAUGUACUCCAAGGGACAGAAGAGGAGCUACAGAUAAAGAGAAACUGCCAGCUAGAGCUGUAUAUGACUUUAAAGCUCAAACUUCUAAAGAGCUGUCCUUUAAGAAAGGAGAUACUGUCUAUAUCCUCAGGAAAAUUGAUCAAAACUGGUAUGAAGGUGAGCACCAUGGAAGAGUUGGAAUAUUCCCAAUUUCUUAUGUUGAGAAGCUUUCUCCUCCAGAAAAAGCACAGCCUGCCAGGCCGCCUCCUCCUGCACAGAUUGGAGAGAUUGGAGAAGCUAUUGCCAAAUAUAAUUUCAGUGCAGACACAAAUGUGGAGUUAUCACUUAGAAAGGGAGACAGAGUCAUACUUCUUAAGCGGGUUGAUCAAAACUGGUAUGAAGGUAAAAUACCAGGAACCAACAGACAAGGCAUCUUCCCUGUUUCCUACGUAGAAGUUAUCAAAAAGAAUGCAUCAAAAAGUGCUGAUGACUACCCUGAUCCUCCUAUACCCCAAAGUUAUUCUAGUGACAGAAUACACAAUUUAAGUUCAACUAAGUUGCCUUUCCAAGCACUAUCCCCACCUCCCAGAUACCAUUUCUCCUCUUGGUCACCCAAUGAUCAAAAGACACUCCAGGAUGCCACUAGUGAUUCAUUUUCCAGGACGGAUGGUUUUUCACCUUCAAGCUUACGUAUCUUACCACCUCCACAAUUUCCAGGCAGUUUUCUUUGUGACUUAGAAGAACUCAGUUCUUUGGCAUUAACAUCCCAAUCUUUAGCCAUCUCCCCAAAUAGCAGCAUUCAUCAAGUUAAGGGAAAUGAUUUUAUUCCAAAUACAGAGAUCUCUCUGAGCUCCACUACAGCUCUUCCUCAGUCUUUUCUCGUAUCUGCCUCCAUCUCACCUUCAGCCAGUUCAUCUCAUGACUUAACAUAUAAGCAUGAAAGCAACAAUACUGAACUAAGAAAAUAUAAAGACUUGAGAACUGAAAAGCCAAGUACAUCUCUCAAGAUGCCUAGAGACUUGUCAGAUACUACCACAGAAGAUGAACAUGUUUUCUCUACCUGCAACAUCCCUUUGCUACAUAAAUGUAGUUCCAUCUCUCCCAUGCCAGAUGCAAAUGCUGAAAAUGAAGAUGAAAUCUGUACAGCAGAUCUGUCAAUUGACCUAGGAGAUCGGUCAGAGCCUCAAGAAUCAGAUUUCUACAGAGAAUCAGAAGACACAACAGAAGAACUGAUAAAACUCUAUAUAGAGGAGGACCUGAUACAUGACGAUUUAGUGUUUCCUGUAGGAAGUAGAGGAGAUUCCAUAGUAUGUUGUGAAGGAUGCACCUCACCGAGUAUCUAUAAGACAGCUCUGCUUUCUACGAAAACAUCAGAAGAGUCUGAUACUCCUUUCCACCUUCAUUCAAAUCUACCAUUUCACUCUGCCAACACACCAGCUUCUCACUCUGUUCUUACAGCAUCCCACUCUGCUGCUUCCCUCUCACCUCCUCUCAUUUCUAAACUUUUACAUGAACAGGAGAAAGAUUCACUGAAGGCUAAUUUAAAGAGAGAGAUAUUUGUUAUGGGUAAACCUCCUCGUAGCCCUGUGAUGACUAAGAGAUCCUGCAGCUCCUCUGUCAGAGGUCACAGCUAUUCACACAGGCCACAGCGCCCUGUGCUUGCUCAUGAAAACAUACACAGUGGGGGGGAACCGUUUCAGGCUCUAUAUAACUAUACUCCUAGGAACGAAGAUGAAUUGGAGCUCAGAGAGGGUGAUGUCAUUGAUGUGAUGGAAAAAUGUGAUGAUGGAUGGUUUGUGGGAACUUCAAGAAGAACCAAAUUCUUUGGUACUUUCCCUGGAAACUAUGUCAAGAGGCUGUGAAUUUUUUUCAUUCUUAUUUAUGCUGCAUCUCUGCAACAUAUCUGCAUAAAGCUGCUAGAAAACAUGCUACGCUGGCCUUCUGUUUUCUCGCUUGCAGUCUCAAAUAGAGGCCAUCCAGUUCAUCCUCAUCCCAUCCCAUCUGCCAAACCGUCCCAGCAGUAUUACAGCAACGACUACCGUGUGAAUAACUAAGCUUUUCUGAAACAAGAGGAAUCCUCCCUACCUAUAAGUACUCCCUGCUUUUAACUCUUUUUAUUUGAAACACGAUAGGAAAAGCCUGAUGAGAGGUACCCAGAAUAAUUGCUACGGUGGUGGGGGGUGUAAGGAGAGGGAGAAAGCCUUCCUGUUUGGGACAUUUGUGGUACUAUCAUGAAGUGCGAUGGGAAAACAAAAUUUUUCAGCACGCAUGUAUAACAGAGGGAAAGUUGCUGCUUACUAUUUAAGAAGAGAAAAAAAAAAAAAAAAAAAAAAAAAAAAAGGUGUUUUGAGUUUUCAUAUUCUUAUUAGCUUGGCAGCAUCUGUUGCUUUCACUUUGCUGUAUCACAGGUUUGCCUAUUGUACUGGUUUACAAUGACAAAUUAUAAUAUAGGUUUUUUGCCUGCACUUGUAUGUUGUAACUUAUGCACAGUGACUGUAAAAUCUCAAGCAAGUGUAGUGAAAAAUGGAAGAACUGCAAGUGUUCUGAUGGUGCAAUGGUAUUUGCUAAACCCUUUUUUCCCUAUUAAAGCUGCAGCGUUUUCUCUUCAAAGGUAAGAAGUGCAAGAGGUGUAAAACCUCAGGAAACAGGAUUUAAAGAAGAGACAGACAGUGAUAUAAGGACAGACAAUAACAACCUGCUGAUCAUAUGACAUUAAAUGGUUGUAAUCAAAAUGUUGUAAUAGUCAGCAGCAUGAAAUCUGAGAGGUUAGUGUUUUUAUGUACCACAGGCAUUUUAAGAAGCAGCAAGUAAACAGUGUUAGUGCAAAGGAUUGUUUUUCCUCUAACAUAGCCACUUGAAAAACAUUCACAAGUAUCAUGUACUGAUUUAUUUCACUAUACACACACACGUAUAUAUAUACACAUGUAUGUUAACAAAAUCUGAGUUACACUUUUUUUUUUUUUUUUAGGAAUUUAGUACAUUAAAAAAAAAAAUCACAAGUAUUAAAAUCAAUACGUUUGAGAGGGUUUGGGCUGUUGUUGGUCUUUUUUUUUCCUGAAUGAAUCAAGUAUUUGAAAACAGAUAUUCUCCAUACGCAACCAUAAGCAUAAAUAGCAUACUAAAUUAAGGCACAGGAUGAUAAUGACUACGACUUCAUGAAAAAAAAAAAAAAAAAAAAGAUUUUUUUUUUUCCAAGUCAGAUUUGUUUUCUUUGGCACCUUAUAGAUGGCAAAAGCUUCUACUGCAUUUCUCAUGGGUAAAGGACUGAAAUUAUCAACAUGUAUUUAGCCUCUGUAGCAUUUUGUACAUAUGUUUGCUUUUUUGUACAGAGCCAUUUGGUUGUCGAUUUAAAAGAAAAAAAAAUCAAGUUUCUUAUUUGAUCUUCACCCUCUUUACAUACAGAACAUUUCAAUGCAUUUUGCUUUACUUUCUCUAUUUACCAUAAGCACAUCCAAAUAGUGCAAUUCUGUAAGAUAGCAUUUUAUGCAAAAUUUUAUUAAUUAAAAUAUGGUUUACCAGCCAAAUCUAAAUGUACAUAUGUCUUUAUUACUGAGAAAUGUCAUUAAGACGAAGGUAAAGAAACAUCUUUGUGCAGCAUACCUUUAUUAUUGCAGAUUUAAUGGCAAAAGCUUUAUAUUUCAAAGGCUUUCAAUUUUAAACUAGAUCUGCAUGCAGCUUUGCUGUGAGAUUAAUUCCUAUCUUUGAUGCCAUUUAUGAUUGAAGACUUAAAUAUCUGUUGCCUGUGAUAUUUAAAAAGUACUGUUUCUACUCUGUAUCUGAUUUUAGAAAAAUACAGGUUUUUCAUACCUGGCUUUCAGGUAAUUGACUUUGAAUUCCUACAAGCAAAAGGUCUCUGUGUUUUUUUCUUGAAUAGACUUCUAAUAAAUUUUGCUUGGAGUACA